Molecule: messenger RNA, 2514 nt
Organism: Fonsecaea monophora
Lineage: Eukaryota; Fungi; Ascomycota; Eurotiomycetes; Chaetothyriales; Herpotrichiellaceae
Exons: 3
Coding region: 1-2514 (837 amino acids)
Source: RefSeq, a predicted model, not a curated record
AUGCCGAGUUUGCGGGAUGCCCAUUUCGAUUGCCAUGUUGAGGGCAAAGGCGAAAGCAACGACAAGGUCGCUGAUGCUGCCCACACAGCCGCCUUCCUCCAAGAGUGGCUCUACCUGGGACUGAUCACUUCCAUAUUCGCCAUAUGCCGCGUCACCUUCAACGGCCAUGAUCUCAUUCGAUACCCAUCGAGCUUCAGGAGGAAGAAGAAGAACAAGAACAACAGAGCCUUCGUCACGACGACAACUUUGGGUGCAAAGUUGCAGCAAUGGUAUGACCAGGAAAAGUAUGCCUCGCCCUCUGCAAAGGCAGACCACGAGCGUGACAUCAGGUACAAUUUCACACUCGUCUCGGGCCUGCUCGAGGCUUUUAACCUGAGACUAAGAACCGCUGGCAAUGACGCUCAAGCCACUUACCUGCGGAACUGUCUGCCUGGAGAAGUCGAGCUCUCCAUUGUCGUCUUGCUGGCCACGAUCCAGUACUUCCACACGGUCAUCUAUGACCCUCCGAGUAGCCUGACAGUCCCUACCUGCCCUUGGCUCUCGUCGCUGAUGGUGAGCGAAGGCUGGUGCGUAGGGCAAGUCUCCAAUCUCUGGAGGCGCCAUAGGAAUGUCUUGACCAUGUAUUACAUCAAGAUGUUGGGUCCGCCAACCGUCCAGAAGGAUCACUCCCAUUGUUCGAACCGACGGUGUAUCGCGAAUAAUGUCCUGGAAGACCAAUAUGUCACGGCGCAUUGUCCUGUAGAGCCGUCCUUUAUGCACUUUCGCGUCCCGAAAACCAUCACGAAGCGCAUGAGCUGCAGAUGCGGCGGGCACGUGGGCCCGUCGAGCGAGAAACUCGUCGCCAUAAUAGAGCAGGGAAGCAUCCCCAUUAUCUCGGUCCGCUGUCCAACCACCGCGCGGAAUGGAAAAUGGGACGAUUCUUUGGACCUCGACGUCGUUGCGUACACGGGGGCCACCCCAUAUGUUGCCAUCUCCCACGUAUGGUCCGAUGGGUUGGGAAAUCCCAGCGCCAAUACCUUGCCCUAUUGUCAGUUACGAGCUCUCAGAGCGCAACUGCAAUAUAUGAUAUUCACAAAUCCAGAGUACUUUGGCAGUGUCUUCCCGACCGGCUCGCGGAUCCGCAAGACUGCACGCCUGGAGCGGCUUUAUUUCUGGAUCGACACUCUCUGUGUGCCCGUCAACAACACGGAAAUGAGAGAAAAGGCAAUCCUGGAUAUGCGCAAUGUUUUCGCAGCAGCCUCGGCCGUCUUGGUCAAGGAUGCCGAGUUGAAUGCACAGAGCCGCUAUUGUCCUGUCGAAGAGCUAAUGGCACGGGUCUGCGUGUCCCCUUGGUGUGGAAGAUUGUGGACUCUGCAAGAAGGAGCGUUGAAUGACCAGGUCUUUGUACAGACGUCCCACAAUGAGGUUGUUCUGCUUGAUGACUUGAACGAACCGAUGCGGUCGCUUGUUCUGCUAUCAGACGAACUCCUCGACGCCGACUCGACUGACGUGUUCGACCGCGUUCCCGCGGCAUUGGAUGGCGAGAACCAUACCCCAUCGGAACCAUGGGACUUUGCGGCCAAAUUUGCGGCGUGCCCGUCGACCAUUCUUUCCAUGAACGUCCUCCCCUCCAACAUUGGACCCAGAUCCAUUUUGCAUCACAGCAAAGCAGAGUUAUUUCUGCAUGUACUGACGCAAAUACAGGGUAGGGACACCAGCAAAGCCUCCGAUGAAGCAAUAUGCUUUGCGACGUUGCUGGAUGUGGGAGUGGAAGACGUGCUCAAAGAGGAUACCUGUGAAAACAGGUGGACUGCCUUCUUGUCGGUUGUGGAGGACGUUCUUUCGGCACGGAUCAUUUUCACGACCUUACCCAGGAUGAACCGAAAGGGAUAUCACUGGGCACCACAGUCGUUUCUGAACUUUGUCGCGGGAACAGAGCUCGCAAGAAUAGUCAACGUCGACAGCUUCGACCCAGAAAGCCAUGAGCUCGACCGCGAUUCGGACCUGGAUGAGCCUUUUCCCACGCAACGUGUUCGAAGACCGGUCCGCAUCAGUAAAGGCGGCCUCGUUGUCGAGUUCCCUGGGUUCACAUUUCAGUCACUCGCCAAUGCUUUGUCCCCAGAGUUUUGUUUUACAGCGGAAAACGGCCAUGCGACUUAUUGGUGUAUGACAGAGUAUUCCCGACCCCAUUUCGAAGCAUACUUUGAAGGAUCUGUAGUUCUGCCCGAACAGUCAUGGGAUGUCGUGAAGCCUGGACCGUCUUCGCGGUUGUCUCUCGUGCUCGAGGACCAUUUCUCGGACGCUGCUGCCCCGGUCAGGGGAGCGCUGCUGACGGCUUGCAGUGACGAGGGUAAUGUGGUCCAAGGAACGUACUUGUGUCUUGUUCUCGUCGUCCGAACCACGAGCAGCUAUCGGCCGCCGGACUUCGAACUGACCAAGGAGAAGUUGAGUCAAGAUGCUGAGCACGCCCAGUGGGAUCUUGCCAUUGACUCCAAGUUGGGCAGGAGGGAGGAGCAAGAGUGGUGCAUCGCGUAA